GGACGCGCAGGGAGCGUCGGGGGCCGCGGGCAUGCAGCGGAGGUGGGUCCUCGUGCUGCUCGACGUGCUGUGCUUGCUGGUCGGGCCGGGCACGGUGGCUCACGCCUGUCAUCCCAGCACUUUGGGAGGCUGAGGCUGGUGGAUCACGAGGUCAAGAGAUCGAGACCAUCCUGAUCAACAUGGUGAAACCCCGUCUCUACUAAAAAUACAAAAAUGAGCUGGGCAUGGUGGCACGUGCCUGUAAUCCCAGCUACUCGGGAGGCUGAGGCAGGAGAAUGGCCUGAACCCAGGAGGUGGAGGCUGCGGUGAGCUGGGAUCGCGCCAUUGCACUCCAGCCUGGGUAACAAGAGCGAAACUCCGUCUCAAAAAAAAAAAAAGAUAUUUUGGUCAGAGAGAAGUGUGUGUGCAAAGGCCCUGAGCCUCCCUGCCCUUCGCUGUCCUGUCGCUGGUGAACACCCCGUACAAGCGAGGAUUUUACUGCGGGGAUGACUCCAUCCGGUACCCCUACCGUCCAGACACCAUCACCCAUGGGCUCAUGGCCGGGGUCACCAUCACGGCCACCGUCAUCCUUGUCUCGGCGGGAGAAGCCUACCUGGUGCACACGGACCGGCUCUAUUCCCGCUCCGACUUCAACAACUACGUGGCUGCCGUGUACAAGGUGCUGGGGACCUUCCUGUUCGGGGCGGCCGUGAGCCAGUCUCUGACAGACCUGGCCAAGUACACGAUCGGCCGCCUGCGCCCCAACUUCCUGGCCGUCUGUGACCCCGAGUGGAGCCGGGUUAACUGCUCGGCCUACGUGCAGCUGGAGAGGGUGUGCAGGGGAAACGCUGCUGACGUCACUGAGGCCAGGUUGUCCUUCUACUCGGGACACGCCUCCUUUGGAAUGUACUGCAUGGUGUUCCUGGCGCUCUACGUGCAGGCGCGGCUCUGCUGGAAGUGGGCACGGCUACUGCGGCCCACAGUCCAGUUCUUCCUGGUGGCCUUUGCCCUCUAUGUGGGCUACACCCGCGUGUCUGAUCACAAACACCACUGGAACGACGUCCUUGCUGGCCUCCUGCAGGGGGCGCUGGUGGCCGGCCUCACGGUCCGCUACAUCUCUGACUUCUUCAAAGCCAGACCCCCACAGCACUGCCCGAAGGAGGAGGAGCUGGAACGGAAGCCCAGCCUGUCACUGACGGUGACCCUGGGCGAGGCUGACCACAACCACUAUGGGUACCCACACUCCUCCUCCUGAGGCUGGACCCUGCCCAGGCAGGGAGUGGCUGAGUCCAGCUGAGGCCGGCCCCCCAGGUGGUCCCUCUGGCCCUGGGUAGGCACUGAGGACUCCAGACGGGGACCCUGGGCUGAUGGAGCGGUGCGGGCUCUGCUGCCCCCUGCCCUGCACUGGACUGGGGUCUGGGGAUGCCUAGGUAGCCCUGAGCAUUUGGAGGGGGACCUGUUCCCGUAGCUCCCCACAUAUCCCCAUUCCUUUAUGGGGUUAAGGGACUGAAAGAUCAGAUAGUUGCUGUUUUGUAAAAUGUAAUGUACGUGUGGUUUUUAGUAAAAUAGGACAUUGGUUUGA
This is a messenger RNA of Callithrix jacchus (white-tufted-ear marmoset), 1561 nucleotides long. It is a transcript of the gene PLPP2, whose product is annotated as phospholipid phosphatase 2. Gene Ontology annotation, molecular function: phosphatidate phosphatase activity. Lineage: Eukaryota; Metazoa; Chordata; Mammalia; Primates; Cebidae. Gene Ontology annotation, cellular component: plasma membrane. Gene Ontology annotation, biological process: signal transduction; phospholipid metabolic process; phospholipid dephosphorylation. The record is from RefSeq and is a predicted model, not a curated record.